AGGCCGGCAACGACGUUGCUGCAGAUGCUGCUGCCGCCAACUCUGCACUUGAGACCAGUACCGGCAUGGCCGACGCUCUUGCCCCCCCCCCCCCCGACGGACCGGAUACGGGGUUUCUCGUGAGCAAACUGAACCAAAUCCAGGACGGCCGCACGGGUCUGGUGCAAGCCGGAGUCUCCGUAUCCAAGAAAAAAACUGUGUUGCUGUAACUCUUUUUAGGAAACGGCAUGACAAAUCUUUUUGGCAUGACAGCGUCAUGCGCAGUGAGUAAGUACGCGAAAGCACGUACGUAGCCUGUCAUUCAUGUACAGCAUGGCAAGUGUAACUGCGUUGGAUCUUCUGCAACACGGGCUUACACUAAGACAGUUUUUUUCGUGCAUACUGCGACCGCGAGGUCGACGUGAUGUCGUGGAUGAUGAACAAAACUGGCCUAUCCUAAGUAAAAACGUACUCACCAAAUAACAAGAUUUCGAUUUAUCAUGCAAAUCUACGCGUCUGAGUGUAGAAUAUGAUUCUUGCGGCUCCCCAUGAGGGCCAUUAUGUCAUCCGGAUAUUUGGCAUGCUCUAUAUUAUAAAUGAUGCGAAUUCAACAUGUUGACGCGUCUGCGCUAUGAGCCAAGUGAGACAACCCUGCGAGUUCGAAGUUGUCAUGCGCAACAACCAAAAUAUCUUCGCUUGUGAUGUAGCAGAAUUCCCAUCUUGGCAAUAAUCGGUUCGGUACGUUUUUGCACAUGAUACGGCAACGCCACCCGUGUUGCGGAAGCGUACAAAAGCGGCUUCGUCACCGAGUUCAGUCUCCGGGAUGGCGACAAUGACAAGGUCCUGACUUAUCCGAGUGGGGAGAAUGACUGAGUCAGAAAUGUGGAGUCAAGAAGUUUGUUAAUUUCUUGUCAUGGUGGUUGAUGGAAGUACAAGUAUGAAUUGAAGUAGUUUUGUUGUGCAGGAGUGGGUCUGUCACACUCGCUUUCUGCGGCCGUGAGUGAGAAUCUUGACUUGAAUUUGAUUCCGAAUUUUUCCUCCGGGAUAUCGUUCCGGCCGAGUGCCCCAUCCUGGCGUCCACCAGUUUUGCCGGCCGUCCAGGUGCGAGCAUGACGCCAGUGGUUUUCUGCGAAUUCUUACCAUGCUGAAAAGUGUGUGCGAGCAUAUUUGUCGUGUACUUAUGGCUAGAAGAUUGAAAAGCAUUUGCGUACACCUGGCAUUUGGAGUUUAUUGUGUUCUUAGGCCCACAUGCAUUAAAUGGCACUUCAAGUACAUGACGAAUGUGACGAUGUCGAUUCACUUUUCCGCAUGACACACCUGCGCUCGUCGGCGGAAUCUGCUGGAGCGGGUCGGCAGCACGUAUGAGGGUACACGACUCUCCCUCACCCUCAUUCGAGAAAUUAUAGAAACGCCAACGGAGAUGGAGCGUGUGCAUGAAAAAUUCCACCUACUUAGGCUGAUUGUAAUACUGUACGGACUUGGGAAUUUGUCAUGCAAAGAGCAGCAGCUUGUGGAUCUUUUCCCGGACGGACGAAUGAGGUGGAGGGGGAGUUGUGGACUCUGAUAGCCCGGGGAUCGUCGAGUCGACGGGUGAGCAGCAGGUGGUCGCCGUUGGUCCCAGUGGAGGCACCAUGGCGGACGGAGCUGUGUCAGCUGAGCACCAACCGACUGCUUUUCUGCAACAAAAGUUUUGGGGUUUGUGCGACUGUUUUAGCGGUAUUUUCUUUUAUAUAAACACGGUUGAAGUAAUUGCACCGUGCCCACGGUGUGUGGGAGUCCUCGUUUGGACUUUUUUCUGAGAGCUGUAAGUCUUGUUCUUGUUGAUUCAAGGUUAGUUGGAGGCUGAACAGGCGGCAAGCCGCUGACCUGUAUGGCUACGGUCACUGUAGGUCAUGCUCGGGAAUGCUUAGGAGUGCGAAAAUAACAUUUGAAACGGGGGAAAACUAGACGAGACUUGGGGAUUUGUAAUUGUGUUUGAAGUUCCUGUUCCAAGGUUGAAUUCGGUAGGAAUGCGUUACAAUAAAGCUCUCCACUUCGAAACUAGGGUCGACUGUUGACAACCACGAGGGCACUUUUGACAACCACGAGGACACUUUUGACAACCACGAGGACACUUUUGACAACCACGAUGACGUUAUGACUGACAACCACGCCGUCAUCUCCCCGCAAAGUGGCCCAAGGCGGCAAGACGCGGGUCCGACGCAACCCGGAGUGUUGGCGUUGGAAGACGACCAUGCCCUUCGCCAGCGGCAGCGCGAGGAGCAGGCCGCGAGGGACAAGGAGGCCGCGACGGAGGCCCGGAGGCGGCAGCAGGAGCGGGACAUCGUGAGCGACCCCUGGCUCAUGGCCGGUUGGCUUUCCUGAUGAUUUCUAGUACUACAACACUGAUUGAUAGAUUUCCGACCGCUGUCAUGAAGAUGAUGAGGAUUUCAGCUUUUACGCCUUUGCAGCAGUCAGACCAAGGCAGAAGUUUUCAAGUUCGUUUCUAUUGUUUGUAGCAACAGUUAUUCCAACGAUAUACGUCUUACGUUUCUGUUUGUUUUUUCUCGCCAAUUAGCACACGACGAAGAAAGCAAGACUUCCACUAAAAAACAACGUCUCCAACACCAACGGACAAACGAAGAAUCACCAGCGUGAGGUUCUUCUGGCUCAGUUGAACAACAUGACUUGUAUCUAUCUUAUCUGUGUCCCCAAAUGCAAAUCUAUUGGAGUGAGGUGGUAGUAAGGUGCGGGGUCAGUUGGAAGCUUUAUGAUGAGCAUAUGCUAGUUGAAAAAUUCGAAGAAUGAACAAAUACAAACUAAGCAACAAGGGUCCGAGAGACUCGCUUUAGGCAAAAAAUCGCAAGACAAAUUUAAGUUAUGUUGAAUUACACAGACAGCUCUUCAGUUUUGUACAAAGCAAGUAAACUUUACGAACGGUAGAUAGAAGCGUAAGACAGGUAGACGAAGAUCUGCAGCGAACGACAACCACGAAGGAAGAAGUAUAAAAAAAGACAAAAAACUAACACAAUCUCAAAAAAAAAAACAGUUCUUCACCAACUUCACAGCGAGAAAAGCAACAUAUUUUAUUCUGUGCUCUUUCUCUAUCUCUUUUCCCAGUAGCGUUAGCAGUUUCUUGUACGACAAAAACACUUUUUAACUUUUCAACUUUUCAGUAGGAACCUAAACUUCGACACCAACUUUUUAAUUUUACAGCUCUUCACUUUAUUUUUUCUUAAGUGCAGGCCUAAAGCGGCUCUUGCAGACUGACUUUUUCUUCAAGUAGCGCUAAAACACGAGAGAAGAAAAAAUCUUCACCCGGAUCCCGUGUAUCCAAUAUGAACAAACAAACAAACAACUCUAUGUAUUAGUUUCAAUUAUAGCAUCACAAAUCAAACAGUCCAACUGUACAAGCAGUGGUUACAACCCGACGUUUAUUACUCGAUUUUUACAACCAGACACUCCACAGAAUUACCAGUUCAGAGGCGCUGUUAUUAGUAAUGCUUUCAGGAGGUAGUGCUCUUCAAAGAAAAAUUAAUGGCAAUUUUGAGUUUGACCCUCAUUUUGACCCACGUCGAAGUAGAAAAAUGCACCUCACUGUCUGAUUCUCGACCACGCAAAAAGCAACACACGAAAAUUUCUAUUUGACACCGAGAUAGACAGAAGGCGCAUGACGAGCUGUUUCCUCGAAAAAUUGAACAGGACUUUUGUUUUUUCCGCUUAAGUGUGAAAGCAAAACGAGGACGCUAAGAAGGGCGGUAACGAUCUAGAAAAAUUUGCGGCGCAAAUUUCCGGAUUUGUUCGACUUGUGCAUGGAAGUAGAAUCAGAGAAGACGAGCAUCAAGAUACGCGGCGUAUUAGAAAAAAGAAAAAGUCUUCGCUUCCAGUAUUGGAAUGAGGAACAGGAAAC
This is a messenger RNA of Amoebophrya sp. A120, 3868 nucleotides long. Lineage: Eukaryota; Dinophyceae; Syndiniales; Amoebophryaceae. The record is from the annotation of a GenBank genome assembly.